Molecule: messenger RNA, 369 nt
Organism: Brettanomyces nanus
Lineage: Eukaryota; Fungi; Ascomycota; Pichiomycetes; Pichiales; Pichiaceae
Gene: MRP2
Product: 40S ribosomal protein mrp2, mitochondrial
Exons: 1
Coding region: 1-369 (122 amino acids)
Biological process (GO): translation
Cellular component (GO): mitochondrial small ribosomal subunit; ribosome
Molecular function (GO): structural constituent of ribosome
Source: RefSeq, a predicted model, not a curated record
AUGUCACAACUAAUAAAAGGAGCCUCUAUGAAGAGGUUUGCGAAUGCAACAUCUUUGCCUUCAACAUUCAUUAAUUCCAGAGUUCUUAGAGACAACUACAAGCGUCAGAUGAUGUCACAGAACGAGGUGACCACAAGAGCUUUGAAAUUCAUUGCCAGAAAUGCCGCCUUACCACAGAGAUUGAGACUUGAAGCGCAAAUUCAGUUGACUUCAAUGCCUAAUUACACUAGAACGACACAACUAAAGGGUAGAUGUGUGGAUACAGGAAGGGGAAAGGGUAUUAUACGAGACUUUAGGUUGUGCAGAUAUCAGUUUAGGAUGCAGGCGUUGCAGGGACUUUUACCGGGUGUUAAAAAGGGAGUCUGGUAG